This is a messenger RNA of Cyclopterus lumpus (lumpfish), 3478 nucleotides long. Its product is annotated as volume-regulated anion channel subunit LRRC8D. The record is from RefSeq and is a predicted model, not a curated record. Gene Ontology annotation, molecular function: protein binding. Lineage: Eukaryota; Metazoa; Chordata; Actinopteri; Perciformes; Cyclopteridae. Bases 128 to 2818 code for a protein of 896 amino acids. The transcript is spliced from 6 exons.
GUUGUAAGUUUCACAGCAGAACCAGACAGCGCCGGAGUGAAGUUUUUAUAAAGCGGUUGUGGGCUGAUCCGAGGAGAGAGAGAACCAGUUAUUUAUCCAGUCAUCCCUGUGGGACCAAGAGGUCACCAUGUUUUCCCUGUCGGAGCUGGCGCCUCUGAACCAGCAUCAGGGUCGGUGUAAACUGUUGAAGCCCUGGUGGGAGGUCUUCAUGGACUACCUGGUGGUCCUGAUGCUGAUGGCAUCCGUCCUGGCUUGUACUGAGCAGCUGUCCAGGGAUCGAGUGGUGUGCAUUCCCAUGGAUCCAGUUAUCACUGCGAACACCAGUAAUCGCAGUCCCUCCACUAGCGGGCAAGCAUUGACUCCAGCUCAUGUUUCACGCAACGCCGGCACAAAUCUUCACUCUACAGGCCGGGGUCGACGCACACAUCUGGCCUACCAGCAGUAUGUUUACAUUAGCCAGGUGUGCUACCAUGAGGCUUUGCCUUUGUGCUCCCGCUUCUUCCCAUACAUGGCCAUGCUGCAGUCUCUCGUGCUGGUAGCCAGCGGAUCCUUCUGGCUCCACUUCCCCCACACCUCCGCCCGCAUAGAGCACUUCCUGGCCAUCUUGGCAAAGUGCUGCGAGUCGCCCUGGACCUCUCAGGCCUUGUCUCAUGCCGUCCGGCAGGAGAGCAUCCAAGAGAAGGAGGUGGUGGCGGCGGUGGUAGUGGAGGAGAGACGACCGCCCCAGCCUCCUCCCUCUUCAGCUUCAUCUUCACCCCCGGUAACGCACAUGGGACGCACAAGCAUAGACUCGGGCACAGACAGCCCGCUUUUGAAGAGGUCGGGUAGUGCGUCCUACGGCGCCCCUCCCUCCCCAUGCCCCUCCACACUCUCCUGUAACUCGGCCAUGUCAUCUAUAUCCCUCGGGUCCCAUGUGCACUUUCCUUCCUCCAAGCGUGUCAUGGUUGACAGUCCCAGGCAGGUCAUGAGUCUGGGUAAAAGUGAUGGGGAACAGGCCAGGGCGCUGUUCGAAAGGGUCAGGAAAUUCCGGUCACACUGCGAAAGCUCAGAUGUCAUCUAUAAGGUCUACUUGACUCAGACAGUAUUCAAAUUGCUGAUGGUGACGCUGAUCUUGAGUUACACCAUCCCUCUUCUCAGCUCCCUCUCCUUCACCCACACCUGUCACCCUGAGGAGCAGGCCUUGGUGGGCUACGCUACCUUUGAGUGUAUCCAUGUGCUUUCCUCCCUCCUACGCAAACUGCUGGUAGCUUACCUGACCCUACUGGGGCUGUACGGCCUGCUCAACCUUUACACCCUCUGCUGGAUUUUGCACAGCUCUCUACGGCAGUAUUCCUUCCAAUCACUGAAGGAGCUGUGCUCCCUGAGAGAUGUUCCCGACCUGAGAAAUGACCUGGCCUUUCUUUUACACAUGUUGGACCAGUAUGACCCUCUACUGGCCCAGCGUCUGUCCGUCUUUUUGUCUCCUGUCAGUGAGAGCAGGCUGCUGGGGGAAAGCUUGGAGAGGUGCUGGGGGGAGGAGAAGCUACGUGCCAUGACUAGCGUGGACGCAGAGGGCUGCUCCAGACUGCAGCUGGUGGCCCUGCCUCGCCUACCUCCGGCCCUUUUCACCCUCAGCCAGCUUCAGGUCCUCCAACUGGAGCUCAUCACUGAUGCCAGGUUCACUGCGCAGGUGGCCAACAUGACCUCACUCAGGAAGCUCCACCUCUAUCACUGCACAGCAGCGGUGGAUCCUGGUGCACUCGGAGUCCUCCAGGAACAUCUGGAGGUCCUCCACCUCACUUUUACCCAGGCGUCAGAGAUCCCGAGCUGGGUCCUCUCCCUCCGCAGCCUGCACGAGCUCCACCUCUUUGGCCGGCUGAGUAAUGACGGCGGUGUGGGCCGUGGCUGGGCGUUGGGGAGCCUCCGCCAGCUGCGUCACCUCCGUGUGCUGGUGAUCCGAGGCACGCUACAGCGGAUCCCCGGGGAGCUGUGCGAGGUGGCCGGCAGCUUGGCGAGGCUGGAGAUCUACAACGAGGGCACCAGGUUGCUCGUGCUGACGGGCCUUAAGCGCAUGGUCGACCUGACCGAGCUGCUGCUGCAGGACUGCCGGCUGGAGCGUUUGCCCUCGGCCCUGCUGGCUCUUGCCAACCUGCGGAAGCUCGACCUGCAGCACAAUAACUUGAGGACUCUGGAGGAGCUGCUUAGUCUGGCUCAUCUGCGCCGUCUUUCUUGCCUCCGGCUCGCCUACAACCGCAUUCUGGCACUGCCGGCCAGCGUCGGUGUGCUGCGAGGCCUGGAACUCCUGGAUCUCUCCAACAACCAGCUUCAGAGCCUCCCCCCAGCGCUCUUCACUCUCCGCCGCCUUCGCAAACUCCUGCUGGCUGGUAACCUGCUGGAGGUGCUGCCCUCAGAGGUAAAGGCACUGCAGCUGCUUACAGAGCUGGACCUCAGUGGGAACAGGGUGGAGAGCCUCCCCUCUCCGCUCUUCAGUAGCUGUUUGGAGCUGCACAUCCUUAAUGUGGCUCGCAACUCUCUCAGCUCGUUACCCAGGGGGGUCGCUGCUUUAAGUCGGUUGUGCAGGUUGGACUUGCGCAGCAACAGUCUGGAGGAACUGCCUGCCGAGCUGGGCUGCUGCUCAGGGCUGCAUGGAGGUGGUCUCCUUGUGGAAGACUGGCUGUUUCUUUCUUUGCCUCCACAGGUCAGGAACUUCCUGGGCCGUUCUCGCGGGGGCCCCUCUGGUACUCACUCAGAGGGUCAUUCCCGCCCAGAUUCGGACAGUUUCCCAUACUUCUCUCCUACACAGUGGAGUUUCUCGUCCGCUCUGGAAUCACAGAUUUAAGUAUCCUAACACAGAUUUGCGAGAUUUGCUUUUGCGAUGCUUUCGGGAAAGUGUUGACCAGCUGUUCUUUUAGAAGGCUUUCCUAUUGGUCAUUUUAAUGUGAGGCUUUAACAACCAUUAUUAGCACACGUUACUUCAUUGUACACAUUCUGCACAUACAUUUUCUUACCACACUAAUUACUGAACUAAAUUAGUGGCAACCAAAGGCUUGCAGGACGAUUAAAUAAUGCCUUCACAAAUGUACAAAGCACACUUGUACACUUUGCAGUUACAUUGAGUACAUUAUUCAUAGUAAAUGUACUGAAACACCACCGCUGUUAACCUCAUUACUAUUUAACUUUUUUAGAGAAGGUUUUGCACUUAGGCUACUGUCGAGAACUUGUUUUCCCUAAGAUAGACGAGGAGACCAUCUGCGUGUGUUGUAGGUUUGAAUAAUGGUUGUGGAUAAAUAACUGUUGAACUGGAAGAGGGAAAAAAACAUUCACAAUCACUUGCAGGGAUCUCUCUGAAUAUAACAUGGCACAAAGAUGUGCAUUGUUUAUCAUUAAUACAGAAAUUACUCAAAUUAGUAAUAAGAUGACAAUAAAUACAUUAAUUCAUACGUCUAUAAAAUAUAAAUACACGGUAUAAAGACAAAUAAACAUUUUUAUUUUUGCUUGC